GCCGCAGCUUGGACGCCCGCUGGAGCCGGCGUGUUGCGGGCUUAAGAGCUGGUGUCGGGUAUGAAGGGUUGGUGUUUGGCUGCGGCGUCCUCCUAGCUCCAGGGCCAUGGAGUGCCUGCGGAGUCUGACCCGGCUGCUGCCCCGCGCGGUGGGACUCUCCCGGCGGUCCUUGUGUGCCGUGGCCUUGGGCCGGACCCAUGGGGUUCGUCCUGUUGCCGCCAGCGGCCGCGCGGCCCAACUUCUCGGAAGGAGCCCGGCUCUGCAGCUGUGCGGGCCCCGCCGGCUCCGCGUGGCAGGUGAAAUGAUCCGGUUUAGAACUUCUGAUGUCUCUCAAGCCACUUUAGCCAGUGUGGCCCCAGUGUUUACUGUGACAAAAUUUGACAAAGCAGGAAAUGUUACUUCUUUUGAAAGGAAGAAAAUUGAAUUAUACCAAGAGUUAGGUCUUCAAGCCAGAGAUUUGCGAUUUCAGCAUUUAAUGAGCAUCACAACCAGAAACAAUAGGAUUAUCAUGAGAAUGGAGUAUUUGAAAGCUGUGAUAACUCCAGAGUGUCUUUUGAUAUUAGAUUAUCGGAACUUAAAUUUAGAGCACUGGCUGUUCCGAGAACUUCCAUCACAGUUGGCUGGAGAGGGUCAACUUGUCACAUAUCCUUUACCUUUUGAGUUCAGAGCUAUAGAAGCACUCCUGCAAUAUCGGAUCAGCACCCUUCAGGGGAAACUUAGCAUUUUGCAGCCACUAAUCCUUGAGACAUUGGAAGCUUUAGUGGAUCCCAAACAUUCUUCUGUGGACAGAAGCAAACUGCACGUCUUACUGCAAAAUGGCAAAAGUCUUUCAGAGUUAGAAACAGAUAUUAAAAUUUUCAAAGAGUCGAUUUUGGAGAUCUUAGACGAAGAAGAAUUGCUAGAAGAACUCUGUCUGACAAAGUGGAGUGACCCACAAGUCUUUGAGAAGAGCAGUACUGGAAUUGACCAUGCAGAAGAGAUGGAGUUGCUUUUGGAAAACUAUUACCGAUUAGCUGAUGAUCUUUCUAAUGCCGCUCGAGAACUCCGGGUACUGAUUGAUGAUUCACAAAGUAUUAUUUUCAUCAAUCUGGACAGCCACCGUAAUGUGAUGAUGCGGCUGAACCUACAGUUGACCAUGGGAACCUUCUCUGUUUCACUCUUUGGACUAUUGGGAGUUGCUUUUGGAAUGAAUUUAGAGUCUUCUCUUGAAGAGGACCAUAGAGUGUUUUGGCUAGUGACCGGAAUUAUGUUUAUGGGAAGUGGCCUAAUAUGGAGGCGUUUGCUUUCAUUCCUUGGACGACAGCUAGAAGCUCCUUUGCCUCCCAUGAUCAUACCAAUGGAAAAGUGCUUGAGAUGCUGAUAUUUUGAUAUAUGCAUACCAUGAUGGCCUCUCUACCUAAAAAGACCCUUCAGGCAGACAGAAGGAUGGAAAUGAAAAGCAGCCUCAGGCAAGAUGGACUUGGAUCAAGCAGUAGUAUCCUAACAAACCGUUAGGAACACCUGGUGGGGACUGCAUAUUUUGUUAUUGUACUCACAGGAGACUUCUGAUAUGCUUUUAUAGAAUCAGAGACUUGGGGGGGGGGUGGGAAUCUGUGAUAUUUAAAUUACAAUGUCUGAUGGUAAAAACACAUUAUGGCAGGUACAGUACUAGAACUUACUUGGAUAUUCAGAAUUCUGAGUAAAGAAGCAAAGUACUUGCUUUAAAAAGGGAAAAAAUUUUAUUUCCUGCAAACUUAGAAGAACUGUUUUUAUAAGACAUGGCAUGAAUCAUGCAGAGAUUAAUAUAACACAAGAACAGACUAUUUUUAUUUAAUUUAUACAUAUUAAAGUAUAAUUUUAAUGCCAAAUGAAGCCUAUAAACUUGAUGAACCCACAGUUAGGAUAUCAGGUAGCCAUAGUUUGUAGUCAGUACGGGCAUAUCAUGUUCAUGUUAAUUUCCUAAUUUUCAGGUGAAUGAAAGCUAGCAGAAUAUGUAUUAACCUUAAAACAAACUUGAAGUUUGUGCUUUAAAAUUAAGCAUUGACAUAUUAUUUUCUUGUAUUUGCCUCUUUUUUAUAAGGCAAAUAAAGAUAAGGAAAUGUCAAUUUAAUAUCAGCAUUAUUUGGGUUCCAGUUAAGGAGAUUUUGCUGUAAUUCUGGACCCCCUGAAACUGUGUUUCUUUUGCUUGGCUAUAAUUAAAGCCUUUGAAGUACAGUAGAAAGCAAAUGCUUCCAUUCUGUUACUAUUUUAUAGCUGCAUUGUUCAUUGCCUGGUUUUUAAGAGCAUAUAUAUAGAUGUGCUACCCUACUCCCAAAAAGGAGUAUUUAUGUAGCCCAGCCAAUCUAUGUUGCCUACACCCCAAAUUUGACAGAUGGGCUUCCUAAAGCAAAAGGGCAGUUACAUUUUAGAAUUGUGAUAACAUUUAGUUAUCACAAUAAGAGAUUUGGACUUUCAAUCUUGCCUUUUUUUAUAUUUUCUGGACUUUAAGUACACUUAUGCAGUUGACUAUUACAGUUAAACUUUCCUCCAAAAGUAGCAUGUAUGGAAUAUUCUAUAAUGUCCUUAAGAAUCCAGAGCAGCUCCUGUACUGCAAAUGCAGUUGUAACAGCAAAAUAAAUACACCUAGCCUGAUGAUGUUGAGGAUACCCUAAUAUGUCAUAUGAGGAAGUUGAGAGGUCCAUUUACUAGGGGAUUUGGUGAACAAAACUACUACUCCAGUAGCUGAUUUGAAAGGAAACAGAUGAAGUUACAAGUAAGGUCUCCCCACUCCUGUGAGUUGUGAUGAGAAGCCAUUAGAAGGAGCUGAGGAUAGAAGGGCACGAGACACACUGGCUCAUCUUGGAGCACCGAGUGGCCCACUCUGCACCUCACCAUGGGCCUAGAACAUGCCUGCUCUGUGGUGUGGUUGGUGGAGAGUAAAUAUACAGCCCUCUGUAGCAUUUUAAGAGUUCAGUGGUUUUCAUGGACAUCUUGAUAAAAUUACAUUUUGAUUUCACAGCACACUCUUCUUUGGCAUACCUCAGAGCCCUCUACUGCUAAUUCUGUUAAGUAAUAUUUAUUACCUGUUUUAGAGAUAACAUAACUGAGUUAUGAAGACUUUGGCAGCAGAGGGCAAAAUUUGAUUUGACUAAGAUCAGGAAUAGAACAGAAUUUGGUAAUUUUUCCUUGUAGUGUUACUGAGUUAGUGAGUUUGUCAUAGCCUAUCAGUAAAAGGUAUAACAUAACUACCUCAUAAGUCUAAUAAGGGAAGUUACUAAUGGUUUAUAAAAUUCUUGGAAGUAUUUUUAGAUCAAGUAUGAUUUCAAAUGUCAGCUAACUCUGCUUUGGUAACUGCAAGAUGCUUCUUUUAUUAUUUAAGGGAGAGUUAAUACAACAGAGUCUAUGCCAAAGAAUAUGAAACUUAAUAGUUUUAAAUGUGGAAUUAAAAUAAUCUAGCACAUUAACUACUAUUUGAAAGUAAGGUGACAGAAUUUCAAACACUCAGUGAUAUGAGUAAGCAAGCAGUUGUAUUUCAUUUCACAUGUACAAGCCCCAGUUGUGAUACUCGUAACAGACUGUCUUUUUCUUCUAAGAAAAUGUGGCAGAAUAGAUGUCAUUUUAAGAUAUCAUUCAUGUUUGCAUUAUUCUAGUAAAAUUAGGUUGUAAUAACCACUUAAACCAUUUCAUAUUAAAAAGCUACUUAUUUUGGUGAGUUAUUCCCAAGAAUUGUAGACAGUUUCAUUUUCUGGAAUUGCAAUAUUAAACUCACAUUUUGAA
Choloepus didactylus (southern two-toed sloth) is the source of this 3735-nucleotide messenger RNA. RefSeq names its product magnesium transporter MRS2 (gene MRS2). The transcript has 12 exons. The record is from RefSeq and is a predicted model, not a curated record. NCBI's taxonomy places the organism in Eukaryota, Metazoa, Chordata, Mammalia, Pilosa, Megalonychidae. Gene Ontology annotation, cellular component: mitochondrial inner membrane. Gene Ontology annotation, molecular function: magnesium ion transmembrane transporter activity. Gene Ontology annotation, biological process: mitochondrial magnesium ion transmembrane transport. The coding region runs from base 107 to 1360 and encodes 417 amino acids.